Messenger RNA from Emericellopsis atlantica, 2388 nucleotides. RefSeq names its product aspartic peptidase domain-containing protein. NCBI's taxonomy places the organism in Eukaryota, Fungi, Ascomycota, Sordariomycetes, Hypocreales, Bionectriaceae. The record is from RefSeq and is a predicted model, not a curated record. Gene Ontology annotation, cellular component: fungal-type vacuole. Gene Ontology annotation, molecular function: aspartic-type endopeptidase activity. Bases 1 to 2388 code for a protein of 795 amino acids. Gene Ontology annotation, biological process: proteolysis. The transcript is spliced from 3 exons.
AUGAGGACCGCGCAAGCUGCCAAGCCCUCGGCUUAUUCGCUUCCCAACGGCAGAUGGGCUGGCAUCGAUGGCAACUGGUCGACGACUGAAGUCUUGCUCGGCUCUCAGCAGCAGAAGGUGAAUGUUCUUAUCGGCACAGCGCUAUCUGAACUCUGGGCUGUAGGCACUGGAGGAUGCUAUCCCAAUGAACCGCACUGCUCCUCUGCGCGAGGCGGUCUGUACGACCCCAUGCAGUCGAAAGACUGGCAUGAUAUGGGAACGUGGCAGCUCGGGCUGGAUCAUCUGAAUCACAGUGCGAAUGGCCGGUACGGUCUCGACGCGUUGCAGAUCGAGCCCACCGACAGUGAGAAAGGGCUGUCCAUGAAACAGGCUUUGACAUCUGCCUAUAAUUCGACGGACUACUAUUUGGGCAUCUUCGGUCUCGGUAUCACGCAGGGAAAUUUCGGGGACGUGGUGGCCAAGUCACCAUUGACGGCUGCCGUCGAGGAUUAUGGACUCUUCCCUAGCUACAGCUAUGGCUACACUGCUGGAGCCCACUAUCAUAACACGCCCGCUUCAAUCACCAUGGGUGGUUUCGACUCUAGUCGCUUCAUCAAUCAUGACAUUGACUUUACAGUCACAAAGCAGGACACUCUACUACGGACCCUCGUCCGGGGUAUUGAGGUUGAGACCGAUGGGAAUGAGACCCCUAGCAACUGGAACUCAUCCGUAGAGGCUCUCUCCGGCUGGGAUGCUCCUUUUGUUGCGCUCAUCGAUACGGCGACGCCCUUCCUGUGGUUUCCAGAUCAAGUGUGUGACGCAUUUGCACAAGCCUUGAAUCUAACAUACGAUGUUACUCUGGGCUUGUACACCAUUGACAACGACCAGUACCAGCAACACCACAACUCAGACGCCCUUGGCUUCCGCUUCACACUGUCAAGCACGGACAACACAGACGACCUGGGAGACCCCAUGAACACCCCUGGCGUAGUCAACAUCACCGUGCCUAUCAAGGCCCUCAUCAGCACCGUCCAGUAUCCCUUCGACAACGAGGCUAUCAAAUAUGGCGAUCCAGCAGUUCCCUAUUUCUCCCUCAGAAGGUCGGGGGACAAUUCGACCUACGUGAUAGGACGGUCGUUCUUCCAAGAGGCUUACCUCCUGACCGAAUAUGAUCGCGAAACCUUCUCCAUACACCAGGCGUUGUUCCCUGACAGCCCGAAUGAGAGCGCUGUCCUCGAAACAAUUGAGCAGCCAGAUGGCAGCCCAUAUCCACCACCCAAGUCACGCAAUGAUGGCAUGAGCACAGCCGCCAUUGUUGGAAUUGCCGUGGGCGUCACAAUCGCAGUGGUCCUUACCCUGGCACUAAUUGGCUGGUGGUUCUGGCAUAAGCGUUCCAAGGCCAAGAACGCUGCCGAAGAUGAGAAGAGAUCCGAGAACUCGACGCCUUCUACGACCUGCGAUACGCACAGCCCCUCCUUCUGGUCCAGACUCCUACACCGGAAGAACCCCCACCAGGAUCCCACCGUACAGCAGGACGUCAAACCCUCUGAAGCGCCGGACACGCAGAUAUACGAACUCUUUGCGCCCGUGCCGCCCGUCGAGCUCAAUGCUGAUGAUGGAGAGACUGACGAUGACAGCAGAAUGAUCGGUCAGCACAUUAACUCCUACGAGCAAGCUCGUCUCAAGCUCGACAGGCAGCUUGCUGGGCCGGUGCCAGAGUAUACACCAGCAGCUGACGGUUGGGCACCGCCCCCUGAGAAGGCCCCGUACGAAUAUAGCCAACCGCGACUGCACGCUGAUGCGCCGAGCAACGGCUCCGUAUCGCCACAAGCAUUUGACUCGACCGACUCACAUAACUCGAACCGCAUGCCUGCAUCGACCGGCUCCCUGGUGUCGCCUCUCACACCCAGGGAUGGCUGGGCAGAAGGUUCUACCAAUGCAUCAAACUUGUCAUCCCCAUCAGCGGUUCCGAGGCCGGAAACAAGAGAUCAAUCGACAUUGUCAGAUGCUCACACCGGGCAUCGUCUCCCCGCUGGCUCCGAGUCACCAGCCAGCGUCCAGCUGCCACCAUCCUCUGCCGUACAGCGCACGCCGAUUGACCCGUCCAGAAUUGUGUUUUUGGGACCGCUGCCCGACAGCGUGCGUCGUCGACAUGGACGUCCCGAAGCUUCUGGCGGUACAGUGCAGAACGACUCGGUCGAUGGAACACUGGGAAGCAACUACUUUGAAGAGGGGGAGAGGAUGCUACCCUUGCGGGGCCAGGUGAACCACAGGGCGGAGGCUCCUCCUGUAUCGCGGGGGGCAGAAGGGCCCGGGGAUGGUGCUCCUGGUGAUGGCGGGAUGGAGUUUGUACAUGUGCCGCAGAUGGCCGCGAGGAGAUAUAGCUGGGAAGAAGGGACGACAAAUUAG